UGUGGGCUGUUUUCUGCGAACCUGAGGAGGAAGUCGCUCCACAAACAGGUAGAUGAAAAUAAAACAAGCGGUAGCUGCCGUGUGAAGUUACUGUCGAGCGAGGGCCAACAUGUCUGUAGAUGGGACCAGGUUAUUGUUCGAGGGCUUCCUGCAGAAAAGAAAGGACACUAUCAAAAUACGAUGGGCAACGUACUGGUUCAGGCUUCAAAAUACAACCUUGUUCUUCUACACCAAGAAGAAUGGCAGUGCUUCACACUUGCGAGGCUAUUACUACAUUUACACAGUGCAGUCGGUGCGAGAGGUGCCGAGAGCGGACAGCAGCCGCUUCAUGUUUGAGAUCGUCAUGAAAAAUGGAAAAAGGAAAAUGUUGGCAGCAGAGACGGCAGAUCUCAGAAAGCAGUGGAUAGGACAGCUGUGGCAGGCCAUGCAUCUCUCUGGCUGUCGGAUCUCAGAUGUCUCACCCACACACUUUGAAGGGUUUGAGCAGCGAGACGGACUGAACAGCACGAUGGGGCCCCUGCCUGUUCGGCCCAACUCAGCCCCGACUCCUUCCAUCCAAAGCUGCCGUGAAACCAGGAGUGUGGUCUCCGCCGUCUGCCUGCCUCAGGAGCUGAACAGUGAGGAGGCCGUGUACGCAAUGCCGUCAGCCUGCAAAUACCAGCAUCUAACUGGUGACGGUCUCAACGUCCCUCAGAGGUCCAGCGGGUUGAGCAGUGCACAGGACAGACAAGAAGAACACUAUGAUGUUUUACCACUUAGAAACAAGAAAUGUGAGAUCGGCAUUUCAACACAGAUGAGCGAGGUCGUGUAUGACACUCCUCAGUCUUAUAGGCCUGCCAGAAACCAAGACCCAGAAGAGAGCAUCUACGACACACCGAGCUCUCUACUGAGGGAGAGGCCAGCUCACACAGCAGACAGGGAGCAGGAGGACGGAGUCUACUGGAGGAUAUGAUGUGCGGUUUCCAGACGACCAGUUGUGGAGCAAUUCUUUGCACAGGACUGUUAAUAUCUUAAUUGUUUGUGUUUCAGGUUCAAGCUAAAAAAAUGUAUACAACUCUCACAGGUGUAGAUACUGUUUGUCACCUUUUUGCAAAUGAGACAACGUGCACAACACAACAGAGAGGUUGCACUGUGGUUUUUAUUUCAUCUCUGAUUAUAGAAGCAGAGAAGUACAUGUCAUUUAUAACUACAGAGAACACACUGUACAGAAACGUCUACAUAUACUCACUGUGGGUCAGCAGCACCAUUGUUCACAACAGGAAAAUGUACAUGUCACCUGCUUCACAGUUUAAAGUAAACACCACCGACAUUAAUAUUGCUGUACUUCUCACUUUGGACUGGUUUGAAUGGGAAUGGGUUGAGUUUAACCCUUCAUGGUUUAAAUGGAAUAAACAUAUAGCACGUCAUGUUGCAGGUUCACAAUAAGGAAAAUAAAGUCUAGGCAUGCAGAUAUUAUCGUGAGGACUUUGAUUUAUCGUAAUUCGUAUCGUUUUUUUCUGUGAGUAAUAAUAAACUUUGAAAACACAUGUUUAGUACAUGUAGUGAGUGACUCGUCACAUAGUGCCUGAUGUCUUCUCACAAACUCAUGAGCUGGUGAAGGAAAUAAUUUCUUCUAAUUUACAAGUUAUGUCCAAAGAUUACACGAAAUCUACAACACUUCAUUUCCAGAGAGGAAUUACACAGAUGUCUAAUAUCACAUACAUAUAGUAGCAGUUGCCAUUAGACAGAAAUAAUAUAGUAGUGCAAGUACUGGGUUGAAAGGAAAAAGCAAAAACAAGGCCUAUGGAAAAAGCAAUGCAUAAAAGUGAUUUGUGCUUCCUAAAUAUGUUUCUUCACAAAAGAGAAUCAAUACAAUCAAAGAAAAUAUAAAGAAAAUUAGAAAAGAAUGUUUGCACACGGAAUAACGGAUAAAUCUGCCCCCAUGAGCAGAAGCUUUAGUUUGGAUCAAUUCCUUGCUGUGAUCAUUGUCAGUUAGCAAAACACUAGUAAUGAUAUUUGGUUCAUGAUUCUGUCACACAAACACAUAACAAUAGGUUUAAAAAUAAAUAGAUUGUGAUGUAAAGUGUGAUCUAAUUAUAAAUGUCAGCCAAUGUGGUUAUGUUUUCACCCAUGUCUGCUAGUUUGUUUGUGUGUUGGUUUCUUUGUCAGCAGGAUUACACAAAAACCACUGAACCGAUUUGAAUCAACCUCUGUGAGGGAUGAGACCUGGUUCGUGCUGAUAUGAAUUCAGUGGCCAAUCCAGGAUUGUUUUUUUUUUAACUUUCUUUAACAUGGCAACACUGAACAUUUAAAAAAAAAAGUUAAUUUCUCAGGGAAUAAUACACAGAUCUUAAUUUUCCACUGUUUUACAGAAAUAAAUGCAGGUUAUUAGACCACUUAUUUGUUUCUUUCUGAUUUCUACCAUAACCACUAAGUAUGUGCUCUGAGUGCCAUUCUAGUCUUAACGUUAAAUUCACCUUCACUGAGGACUUUGCCUUUGAGUUCAACUAUGAAUGUACCUUGAUUGUAUGUGAUGCUACUGAGUCAAUAAACAAAAACAACAUCUGAGUGAAGGUUGUCA
Messenger RNA from Hippoglossus stenolepis (Pacific halibut), 2560 nucleotides. RefSeq lists its product as uncharacterized. Bases 110 to 952 code for a protein of 280 amino acids. NCBI's taxonomy places the organism in Eukaryota, Metazoa, Chordata, Actinopteri, Pleuronectiformes, Pleuronectidae. The record is from RefSeq and is a predicted model, not a curated record. The transcript is spliced from 10 exons.